AAUUCGUACUCAAAUUAAUUCGUAAUCUGUAAUUUUGGUCAAAUCGGUUGUGUGCAGGCGAGUGCUUGUAAUUUGACAGUUUCGUAACACUUAUGCUAGUUAUCGACUAAGUUAUUGUUUUUCUGAUUUAUCUGUUCUUUCAUGGUUAAAAUGAAUUCCUCCUUGUAUAAUUUAGUGAACAAAAUGAUCAUCAAACACCCAGACAGGCUCGCUGUUCAAUUUGAUAAUGGGGAGCAACUUUCAGCAAUCUCUUACACACAGCUAAGAAACAUAUCAUCUCUGGUGAUGAAGUUGCUACAUGGAAGAGACAGUGAAGUUAUUGGUUUAUGUCUUUACACGGACCAUAGGUUACCAGCAAUUUUACUUGGAGUCCUUGGAUGUAAGGCAGCAUUCUACAACUUUGAUGCCAAAGGUUUUAUGUAUGCAAGACAGGUGCUAAAAGAUGUAGGAACACAGAUUCUGUUAGUACAUAAAAGUUUUAUUCAGGUCAUAAAGAAUCAGAUCAAAGAAGAGGAGGUUGUUUAUACUCCAGUAUCAGUUCAAGGGUUAGAGGAUUAUUUUGUGAUACAGUUUACGUGUAUCGCACGGAAAUAUUGUAAAUCAAGUCUUGCAUAUUGUAUUACUACAUCCGGAACCACUGGCAAGCCGAAAGUUGUUAUGGUACCAAACGAAUGCGUAGUGCCUAAUAUUCUUCAUCUAAGUAAACUGUUCUCAGUGACCUUAGAUGACCUUGUGUUAGGAGCAACAGUCUUGACCUUUGACCCUAGUAUUAUAGAGAUAUUUAUAGCAUUGAGUGUUGGAGCUUGUGUGUUGAUGGUACCUCCAACAGUGAAGAUGAUACCUGACCGUUUACUAGACAUUAUACAUGUUAGGAAUAAAGUCACAGUGAUUCAGGUAACACCAACAUUAUUUUCAAGAUUUGAUGCUAGCAAAUUAUCUGACACAAUAUUGGGAGAUAAAUCCAAUGUAAGAGUUUAUUGCCCUUGGAGGAGAGAGGUUCCCAUCAUGCACUUGGCUGCAGUCAAUGAGGUCAACAGGCAACCAGACAUGUUUCUAUAAUCUUUAUGGUACAACAGAAGUGUCUUGCUGGGCGACAUGCUAUAAAGUCACUGACAUAGAUUUUAAACUUUCAGAAGAAAUUCCCCUUGGUGACCCUCUUCAGGAUACAGUGCUUGAGGUACAUGAUGAUGUUGGAAACAUUGUUACUGAAGGAACUGGAACACUUUGGAUUG
Ruditapes philippinarum (Manila clam) is the source of this 1232-nucleotide messenger RNA. RefSeq names its product beta-alanine-activating enzyme-like. Bases 142 to 1059 code for a protein of 305 amino acids. The record is from RefSeq and is a predicted model, not a curated record. Lineage: Eukaryota; Metazoa; Mollusca; Bivalvia; Venerida; Veneridae. Gene Ontology annotation, biological process: amino acid activation for nonribosomal peptide biosynthetic process. The transcript has 7 exons.